AUGACUCAAGAUAUCAGGCACUACGCCACUAUUUCUAUGCUCACGGCCGGGCUUGGCGCAGGGUACCAAAAAUCAGCUAAUUAUAUGGAUCAUAUUUCUGAAAGAACCAAAAGGAAAAUCAAACGAUUGCUAAAAGGAAAUUUCCAAAAUAUCUCUCAAGAAUUUCCACAAAAGCACUAUUUUAUUAGAGUAGGAAACUCAGUACAAAGACUUGCUACAGCCAUAGAAAUUGAGGGCUUAAGGGUAGCAGAAGGAAGUAUUGAUGAGGGAACUUUAAUGUUCGAGCAUGAAUCAGCAGAUUCAUGUAGUGACAAACUACAUGUGCUGGGACUAGUGGAUAAUUAUCCACUGAUAGACACGGUUGGCAUCAUGGAUAUGUUCUGUAGACCUUGUAGUAGUAGCGGGGCGUUACACUAUAGGACAACCAAAACAGCACGUAUAGCUUCGGAAAAAUCCUUCUCCGGUUUCACUCGUCAAGCGCAUGGCGUGGGGUGAUGGCUGGUGACCCGUGGAUGCAGGAGGGCAAAAACGCUUUAAAGAUUUCUCGGAUCAUCGUUGAAAGAAUCCAAGUAGACAAAAGUGGUAAACCGAGAACACACACCAGCAUGGAAAUUAGAAAUGGUCUAAAGCACCUGACGAAUUGUACAGGAGGUUAGGAAGGG
Molecule: messenger RNA, 662 nt
Organism: Leptopilina heterotoma
Lineage: Eukaryota; Metazoa; Arthropoda; Insecta; Hymenoptera; Figitidae
Exons: 3
Coding region: 1-495 (164 amino acids)
Source: RefSeq, a predicted model, not a curated record